Molecule: messenger RNA, 2222 nt
Organism: Astyanax mexicanus (Mexican tetra)
Lineage: Eukaryota; Metazoa; Chordata; Actinopteri; Characiformes; Acestrorhamphidae
Exons: 6
Coding region: 169-906 (245 amino acids)
Source: RefSeq, a predicted model, not a curated record
UCGCCGAUUAUCUGUGGAUUAGCCGAUCGCUAAUCCAGGCCGACGCACUGUGGCUCAUGCUGGAGUGUGUACAGGAGAUUUCAGUUUAUAGAUUGUGUGUGAUUGUGGCCACACAAUGGGGGAAGCCAUGUGGUGAACGGAUGUGGAUUCUAUUGUGCUGAGAGGAAAAUGGCCAACAUUUAUACUCUGAGGGCUUUUUUGUUUGGUGAGUGGUCCUCGGAUGUAAGACUUGAUGGCAAAACAGUCAUUAUUACAGGAGCCAACACUGGUAUUGGCAAGGAAACAACCAGAGACUUGGCAAAAAGAGGGGCCAGGAUCAUCAUGGCGUGCAGAGACAUCCCCAAAGCUGAAGUGACCCAGAGAGAGAUUAUUGAAGACUCUGGCAACCAAAACAUCGUCAUCAGAAAACUAGACCUGUCUGAUACCAAAUCAAUCCGAGAAUUUGCAGAGAUAAUCAACAAUGAAGAGAAGCAACUACAUAUCCUAAUAAAUAACGCUGGAGUCAUGAUGUGUCCCUAUUCCAAGACUGCAGAUGGCUUUGAGAUGCAGAUUGGAGUUAAUCAUUUGGGUCACUUUCUGCUGACCUUCCUGCUGAUUGAUCUUCUGAAGAAGUCCGCCCCGUCCAGAAUCAUCCUCCUCUCAUCCAUGGCCCACAGCUGGGGCACCAUAAAGCUGGAUGACAUCAACAGUGAGAAGAGCUACCACAGCAGGAGGGUAUAUGGGCAGAGCAAGCUGGCUAACAUCCUUUGUACUCGCUCACUGGGCAGGAGACUUAAAGGCGCUUUGCUUAAAUUUCUAAGCCCCUUCUUAAGGAUGCCUCCUCAUAGACCCUGUAUGUAUACAAAAUAUCCUCAUAUAUUUCUUGUGUUCAUGUUUUCUAAUAUUUAUUUAAAUUUUAGUUUUUAGUUUGUUACUAGCAUUGACUGCCAGGCAGGUAACCUGGCUAACAUAAACAUUACCCAUAUAUAUUGUUUCUAGCAAACCUGCUGGUAAAUUACACCACGUGUACAAGACAAGGCUUCCUAUUGAAUAACUCCACUUAUGAAGGUUCAUAUUUUGCCGGCUGCAGGAAUCACAAGCCUGGUUGGCUGGCUGCUGUCAGCAACUAGUGGAAGGGGCCUCCUUUAGGGGGAUUGUACUUUCUGCAUUGACCAUCACAGAAUUUUAAGGGGCCCUCACACAGUUUGCCGGUGCAUUCAUGCAAUUCUUAGUCUGUCGUUGUAUGAAAGCCCCAGGCCAGUUUAGGGCCCUUGGAAACUGUUUUUUUUAAACAUUUGCUUGCUUUGUUGCAACAGGCCUGCACGUAGGUUUUUGGAGAUGCAAUUGGUAUGAAAUUUCAAGAGAAGGGGUCAGAACACACAGCCUUGUGGUACACCAGUAAUAAGGGUCUGGAUGUUGUAGUACCUAAUGAUUAUGGUUGGUGAGUAAAAAUGCAAUAUGUGAAAUAUUGAGCAGUGGCAGAGGACCAGAUGUUGAGGUGGGGAAACAUAUAGUAAAACUCAUUCUCAUUCAUGUUAUAAAUGACCUGGUGGUCUUUCUGGAGAAGGGGGCUGUUUCACACCUUGCUGUUGCUAAACUUCUGAAGGGCUUUUAAAAGCAAAGUUGGGUCGUUAGCAGCAAUUGCAAUAAAACAAGGACCUAGCGCUAAAAGUGCAAAGUGAAACAGGAAAUUAGAAGACAAUAAAAAAUCCAACAGAACGACAAAUCAGCCAGCAUUUAGGUCUGUCAGACCGUCCCCAGCGCUAGUUAAAACAGCCCUACAGGAGACCAUUUAAGGUUCCAGCAACAGGCUUUAAUGAGGUGAAAAUAAACUGCUGAAUCCUCCAAAUCAAGACAGGGACAGCAGAUAUACCCUACAAAUACCAAGGAGGCUGUAGUAGGGUUAUAAUAAUGCAAAGCAAAGAGUAAAGUAAACAGAACUUAUGUUUCCAUUUAAGACAACUGGGUAUUCAGUCUUCAUGACAUAAAUUCACUAACUCUUACUGUGGCUGCCUCUGGGCCCUGUGUAACUGCCAGACUGUAAUAUUAUAUCUAGCGUCAGAUAAAUAAUGGAAAUUCUGCCCUAAAAGUAGCAUUUAAUAUUAUAUUUGUGGUGUCACCUUGUAUUCUGUAAACUCUGUAUCUUUGUAUCAAUCAAUCGUAUCUUUCAGCAUCAUUUAUGUAAUAUUUCAUGCUUUCUUUCAUCAAUUUAUCGAAUUUCUCUCACCACAAUUACCAGCAUA